Molecule: messenger RNA, 246 nt
Organism: Paracoccidioides brasiliensis Pb18
Exons: 2
Coding region: 1-246 (81 amino acids)
Source: RefSeq, a predicted model, not a curated record
AUGGCAAAAUAUAUAAAUUUUGGAGCAGCAGGAGUCACCGGCCUCCUUUAUACUUCCCCUGCCAUAUUUUUAGACUUGCCGGGAAGCGAUCACCACGGCGCUGGAAGAUGUGCAGCUCAAAGUUUGCUGCAUAUCGACCCAUGGAUCACCCCGAGGGAUCGAGUUCGGCAGAACCUGGCUCAUUGGAUCCUGGCACGUCGCAUAGUCCUAUGGAAAGGUAAAAAACCGCCUCUGAAUGGGGAUUAG